UGCCUCGCGCAUCGUGGUGACCGAGUACGACGCAACGGGGAGUGCGAGCGAGGAGGAGGAGAUGAACGUGCCCAGUGGCGAGGGUUUUGGGGACGGCCGGGAGCCGAGGGUGAAGCUGCACCUCUCCGGCCGAAAGCUCUCCCUGCAGGAGCGGUCGCAGCCUGCCCGCUCGCCCGGGAAUGGGGACGGUGCCAACGAACGCUUCAUCUACCCAUCCCUCCCUUACUCUCCGGUGACAUCCUCCCCCCCACGGCUGCCGCGGCGGCCAACAGUGGAGUCGAACCGCGUGUCCAUCACAGGACUCCAGGACUGUGUGCAGCUCAACCAGUACAAGCUGAAGGAUGAGAUCGGGAAGGGCUCCUACGGGGUGGUGAAGCUGGCCUACAACGAGGAUGAUAACACCUACUAUGCAAUGAAGGUUCUCUCCAAAAAAAAGCUGAUGAGACAGGCGGGCUUCCCUCGCCGCCCGCCGCCCCGUGGGGCCAAAGCUGCCUCUGAGGGCUGUCUGCAGCCCAAAGGGCCCAUCGAACAGGUCUACCAGGAGAUCGCCAUCCUGAAGAAGCUGGACCACCCCAACGUGGUGAAGCUGGUGGAGGUCCUGGAUGACCCCAGCGAGGACCACCUGUACAUGGUAUUUGAACUGGUGAAGCAAGGGCCCGUGAUGGAAAUCCCAACCCUGAAACCUCUCAGCGAGGACCAGGCUCGGUUCUACUUCCAGGAUCUGAUCAAGGGUAUUGAAUACUUGCACUAUCAAAAGAUAAUCCACCGGGAUAUUAAACCUUCCAACCUCCUCGUGGGUGAAGACGGGCACGUCAAGAUCGCUGACUUCGGAGUGAGCAACGAGUUCAAGGGAGCUGAUGCCCUCUUAACCAACACAGUGGGCACCCCCGCCUUCAUGGCCCCGGAGACGCUCUCAGAAACCAGGAAAAUCUUCUCUGGAAAGGCUUUGGAUGUCUGGGCCAUGGGGAUCACGCUUUACUGCUUCGUGUUUGGGCAGUGCCCUUUUAUGGAUGAAAGGAUCCUGAGUUUACACAAUAAAAUCAAGACCCAAACGUUGGAAUUCCCAGACCAGCCAGAAGUUACAGACUUCUUGAAGGAUUUGAUUACACGCAUGCUGGAUAAAAAUCCCGAAUCUAGGAUUUCGGUCCCAGAAAUCAAGGAAAGUACUGUGCAACAGCCUUUCGCAGGAGAUUUCUCGUCCUCCGCCCCUGUGGGAGCCUGGAAGGGACGAGAAGCUGAGAAAAUGGAGACUAAGUUGCACCCUUGGGUCACCAAGAACGGAGCGGAGCUGCUGCCCACGGAGGAUGAGAACUGCACCCUCAUCGAGGUGACAGAGGAGGAGGUGGAGAAUUCAGUCAAGCACAUCCCCAGCCUGGCCACCGUGAUCUUGGUUAAAACGAUGAUCCGGAAGCGAUCCUUUGGGAACCCGUUUGAGGGGAGCAGGAGGGAGGAGCGGUCAUUGUCUGCCCCCGGGAACCUGCUGCCGAAACAAGGCAGUGAAGAUAAUCUGAAAUGCAAUGACUUGCCCAACGUGGGAGAGGAGGAACUUCUUUCAUGA
Molecule: messenger RNA, 1558 nt
Organism: Leptosomus discolor (cuckoo roller)
Lineage: Eukaryota; Metazoa; Chordata; Aves; Leptosomiformes; Leptosomidae
Gene: CAMKK2
Product: calcium/calmodulin dependent protein kinase kinase 2
Biological process (GO): protein phosphorylation; CAMKK-AMPK signaling cascade
Molecular function (GO): protein serine/threonine kinase activity; ATP binding
Source: RefSeq, a predicted model, not a curated record